GAUCUGGAACCAAUAAUGGAACUGGGGCGAGGUGCGUACGGGGUCGUGGAGAAGAUGCGACACGUGCCCAGCGGGCAGAUCAUGGCGGUGAAGCGGAUCCGGGCCACAGUAAAUAGCCAGGAGCAGAAAAGGCUACUGAUGGAUUUGGAUAUUUCCAUGAGGACAGUGGACUGUCCUUUCACAGUCACCUUUUAUGGUGCACUCUUCCGGGAGGGUGAUGUUUGGAUUUGCAUGGAACUCAUGGAUACGUCGCUAGAUAAGUUCUACAAACAAGUGAUUGACAAAGGCCAAACAAUUCCAGAGGACAUCUUAGGGAAAAUAGCAGUUUCUAUUGUAAAGGCGUUAGAACAUUUACACAGUAAGCUCUCUGUCAUUCAUCGAGACGUCAAGCCUUCCAACGUGCUGAUCAACACUCUGGGCCAAGUAAAGAUGUGCGAUUUUGGAAUCAGUGGCUACCUUGUAGACUCAGUCGCUAAAACCAUUGAUGCCGGAUGCAAACCGUACAUGGCCCCCGAAAGAAUAAACCCAGAGCUCAAUCAGAAGGGAUAUAGUGUGAAGUCUGACAUUUGGAGUCUGGGCAUCACAAUGAUUGAGUUGGCGAUCCUUCGGUUUCCCUAUGACUCUUGGGGAACUCCCUUCCAACAGCUCAAGCAGGUGGUAGAGGAGCCCUCACCACAGCUCCCGGGAGACAAGUUCACCGAAGAGUUUGUUGACUUUACCUCACAGUGCUUGAAGAAGAAUUCCAAAGAACGGCCAACGUAUCCAGAACUUAUGCAACAUCCAUUUUUCACCCUACACGAAUCCAAAGCAACAGACGUGGCAUCUUUUGUAAAAUUGAUUCUUGGAGACUAA
Messenger RNA from Puma concolor (puma), 852 nucleotides. The record is from RefSeq and is a predicted model, not a curated record. NCBI's taxonomy places the organism in Eukaryota, Metazoa, Chordata, Mammalia, Carnivora, Felidae.